Molecule: messenger RNA, 732 nt
Organism: Drosophila biarmipes
Lineage: Eukaryota; Metazoa; Arthropoda; Insecta; Diptera; Drosophilidae
Exons: 2
Coding region: 117-617 (166 amino acids)
Source: RefSeq, a predicted model, not a curated record
CCGACUGGUAUAAAUAGGUGGUUUCUAGACCUUGGCCAUCAUUCCGCGACUUCUACGCGCCGUGACGGGAAACCAAUAGCCUACUCUUCCGCAAUCGACUUCCGACUCCCAGCAAGAUGUCCAAGUACAGCCUGGUCCUAUUGUCCGCCCUGCUGGGCUGCCUUGUGGCCGGCGGAUCGGCUGGAGCAAUAGGCGUGGAUCGCAACGAGGUCCGAGUGGUGAGGGAUAUCCACAUCUUUGCCGCCCAGCACCCGGGCCUGAGGAUCCAGCCACUGGAAAAGCAGAUCGUGCCCGGAAAGGCCCGUGCCGGAUCUCUAAGCGUGCGCUACAACCUGGGCUCCCGCAUUUCCAGCGAUACUCUCGUGUUCCAGACGGCCGACACCUUCGAGUUCCCACGGGCGCAGGACAUUAGCGUGCAGCUGAAGUACCCCGAGAAGGACGGCGACUCGGGCGCCGCCUUGUCCUACGUGGAGCUGGUCUGCACCCAGGACGACUACGACGGCACCGCCUACGUGGUGGCCGGCGGCAUUGGGCAGCGCUUCAUCUCCAUUGUGCUGGAGGCCAAGAACACCAAAAACUUCUCCUACCAGGCCCUGUACUACGGCCAGUGGAUCUAGGCGUUAGCAACCUCCCCCCUUAGGUUAUAUUUUACUUAAAUGAGUGUCAUUUGACUCCGAUUUCAAAUAUAAGUGACGGGCAAACGAAUUCUGAGUUUACCCCGCUAUAAGUAAA